Hibiscus syriacus is the source of this 776-nucleotide messenger RNA. RefSeq lists its product as uncharacterized. The transcript has a single exon. Lineage: Eukaryota; Viridiplantae; Streptophyta; Magnoliopsida; Malvales; Malvaceae. The record is from RefSeq and is a predicted model, not a curated record. The coding region runs from base 161 to 616 and encodes 151 amino acids.
UUCCUUCCUGUCUUCUUCUUCUACGUUUAGUCUUUGCUUCCUGAUAUGAAUUUAGAGUUAGAGUUUUAUUCCCCUACAACCGUGCCUAUUUUAACAAGCCCUUAACAACCGCCUGUCAGGUCGAAUUUCGAGAGCGCAAAAAAACUAAAACCCCACGAAAAUGUCAACAAGAACACCAUCACCGCCGUCGUCGGCGUUCAUGCUGAUCUGUCUCCUCCACUCGGUCAUCGCCUUAUCAAGCGGCGCCUUCAUGAUGUUCCGCAUGAAGGAAAUCUACACCUUCACCCACGGCAUCGAGACCGCCACAAAGCUCCUCGGCUCCACCCCGCACGACCAGCUUUUGAUCCGGACCUCCGAUUCCUUCUCGGGUCUGCUCCUGUUCGCCAUCGGGUUCUUGCUGUUCAUGGUCUCCUUCGUCGAAGACAUGGAUUUCCAAUCGUUCUUCGCCAAAGGCUGCACCUUUCUGCACGUUUUCAUGGCCGUGUGGCGGUUCUGGUUCGAGAGAAGAGUGGAGGAUUUGGCCUGGGACUCGGUUAGGCAAACGGUUGGCGAUAUUUUAUUGGCUCUUUCCUGGGUUUUCUUUUUGGUUUACUCUUGGGGAGAAAAAUAUGAUUAGAAUUUACAUUUGGAAAGUGUACUAUAUUUUGUGAAUUAGCAAUUUGGGUCCUUUUGAAAUGUAUGUAAGAUUAUUGGUUUUGAGCCAGAAUUUAAGAAAAAUCCAAUUUUUGUGUGAAAUUUAUCGGCAUGUUAGACUAUAAAGUUUAAAAUUUUCUUUC